Messenger RNA from Episyrphus balteatus (marmalade hoverfly), 734 nucleotides. It is a transcript of the gene mgr, whose product is annotated as prefoldin subunit 3. The transcript has 2 exons. Gene Ontology annotation, cellular component: cytoplasm; prefoldin complex. Gene Ontology annotation, biological process: microtubule-based process; protein folding; tubulin complex assembly. The record is from RefSeq and is a predicted model, not a curated record. The coding region runs from base 90 to 677 and encodes 195 amino acids. NCBI's taxonomy places the organism in Eukaryota, Metazoa, Arthropoda, Insecta, Diptera, Syrphidae. Gene Ontology annotation, molecular function: tubulin binding.
UUUAAAAAAAAUACACAGAAACGAGUGCGAGUAGCCUUCUUUUUUGUCUUAAAAACACAUUUAUUUAAACAAAAUAAAUAUCAACAAUCAUGGAUUCUGUUGAAAUGCCCAAAUUACCAGAGAAUCAAAAAUCAUUUGCUGGCAUCCCAGAGGCGGUGUUCCUCAAUGAAAUCGAUGCAUAUAUGUUCCAACCGGAAAAUGAUAAAAAUUGUGAAAAAGUCCUCCAACGUCUCGACGAACAACACGGCAAAUAUAGAUUCAUGGCAUUCAAUUUGGAUGCUAGGAGACGAAAGCUCAAACAACAAAUUCCCGAUUUACAAAAGUCAUUGGAAAUGAUUGAGGUUCUGCGCAAGCAAACCGAAGCAAGAGACACUCAAUUUCUUUUGAGUGAUCAAGUGUUCAUUAAGACCGUUGUUCCACCAACCAAACAUGUGUGUCUUUGGCUGGGAGCCAAUGUUAUGUUGGAAUAUCCUCUGGACGAGGCAGAAGAGUUGUUGAAACAAAAUAUGCAUUCGGCUUUGUCUAAUUUGAAGAGUGUCGAACAUGAUCAAGACUUUUUGAGAGAUCAAAUUACAACAACUGAAGUUAAUAUGGCUAGAGUUUAUAAUUGGGGUGUGAAGAAGAGACAAGCUGCCUCGAAAGAAACUUCGAAUGCUGCUGCUGUUAUGGCAAAUUGAUUUCUUAUCUUAUUGUAAAAGUUAUUGUUCUAAAAUAAAGCAUUGAUACGUUCUUAA